CCGGCGGCCACCCUUUGUCUUCAAAAGCCUUCAAACCAAGUCGGAGCUCUCGUCGUAGAAUCCAACAGAACUGAUUGGACCCGACCUGGUUCAAAUCCUUUCCGUUCUUCAGGUGCUGCUUUACUACAUCGAAUAAUGCUAAAUUCUAGGCUUUCUAGAGUUGGAUUUCGGAUUGCCAAAGAGCUAUCAAGAGGCGGAUAUACAUAUAUGUCUAGAACAAGAUACAUACAAAAGGCUUGUGGGCAGUACCAGCGCUCUCUGCUGGAAUUACUGCCAGAAACUAGAGGCUUUCAAGGGAUCAUAUUUCAAAAACAUCAUGAUUUUUCAUCCUCAGCUUCCAACAAUGCUUCUGAGGGAGGGAAUGGACAGAGAGAAAUGAUAUCUGUCACAUUUGUUACAAAGGAUGGAGAAGAAAUCCCCAUUCAGGUACCUAUUGGAAUGUCUAUGCUGGAAGCAGCUCAUGAAAAUGAUAUAGAGCUUGAAGGAGCAUGUGAGGGUUCACUUGCUUGUUCAACAUGCCAUGUCAUAGUGAUGGACAUGGAGUACUAUAAUAACUUAGAAGAUCCAACUGAUGAGGAAAAUGACAUGUUGGACUUGGCCUUUGGGCUUACAGAAACGUCUCGUCUGGGGUGCCAAAUAAUUGCAAGUCCUGAACUUGAUGGAAUUCGUUUAGCAAUCCCUGCUGCCACACGAAACUUUGCUGUUGAUGGGUAUGUUGCAAAACCACACUAGACAUGCACAAACACCUAAUUCUGUUUAAAUGAGCAUAAAGGAUUCGGUCAUCCAGUUUUGUAGCUUCUAUAUUGUCUUGGAUCUACGAGCAUCUAUAAUCCUCAAGUGAUUAUUUUUGUAUUAAUUAUUGCUUAUUAAAUUCCAAAUAAUCCCUGUGACAUUGAUUCUAUAGAUCAAAUGAUAUCAAUGCUCCUAUGACCAUACUUGGUUCUGUAUCUUUUUGAAUACAGACCUGGAAACUCAAGAUUAAUGCCAGUUGGCAGGUUAUUUACACUGUGCUUAACUAUAACUAUGUGGUGGGGCUGGUGGAUCAUAAUUUAAGUGUGGAUUAGUUCUCAAAACCAUAACCAUCAUGAAUUGAUGAUGAACUAAAAGAUCAUGGUUCAAUAUGUAUCUAUAGUUUCUUGCCUUAAACUGAUGUUGUGGUUGGUAGAAGUUGUGAGUCUGUGGUACCAGAUAAAUGCUAGCUAAUUCUAUAUUGCUUAAUUCUCUGGCAAGUUGGAGAUUGAAAUAUAGAAACAAAUGAAGCACUGAACAGUCAAUGCAUGCAGCCCUCAGGCAAUUUUUACCUCAUAGUGAAGAAUUUGUUGAGUAGAGUGUGGCAUGUUUUAUAGUAAAUGUUGGGCUGAUUUUGUGUUCCUGUCGUGUGAGACUUGGAUCCUCUGUCGGCCACCCUUGAUGCAUCACUAUCUAUAUCACAAUUGGACUCCAAGGUGAUUGACAUAUUCCCCUUUGAUUUUCUAGUUGAUUGAUAGGUUCCACCUAAAUGGCUAAUUGCCUCUUAAAAAAUCUUAAACUUUUUUUUUUUUUUUUUAAAUUAGUACCAGUUGGUACGAGACAGCACAAACGAGUGAUGGUAAAAUUCUGUAGCGUUACCUAAAACCCUUAUGCUUCACGAUGGCAUUAUUUCUUUGUAUUUGGUAGUACAAGUGAAUGGAGGAGGCUCCCAUCAUUUAGAUUUUGUUGUUGUCACUCGAUUAUAUUCCUCCUUAAGAACAUCCGAACAUUUAAUUUAAUGAUCGAAACAUGUUUUUAUAAUAAAAAAUUUUAAUUCAAUGGUAGAAACAUGUUGUUAUACUCGAAAAUUUGUGUUUGAAUCUCCAUC
Molecule: messenger RNA, 1837 nt
Organism: Durio zibethinus
Lineage: Eukaryota; Viridiplantae; Streptophyta; Magnoliopsida; Malvales; Malvaceae
Biological process (GO): P450-containing electron transport chain
Cellular component (GO): mitochondrion
Molecular function (GO): 2 iron, 2 sulfur cluster binding; electron transfer activity
Source: RefSeq, a predicted model, not a curated record